AUGGCGAUGAUAUCGGGUGAUCCAUCAAAUUUAGGUGAUCCGCGUUGUCCCAAUUCGGACGAACAAGCACUCAUUACGGAACUGGUAGGGAUUGUUUUGCCUGGGAAGACUGUGGACGUGUUCUACAUCCGGCCCCAUGGAGGGGAUAAAGCGUUACAUUUCCAACUCAUGACACGCCACGAUGGAUCGAACUGCACACUUGCGAAUGUUUUCGGUACGAACCCGGUGGGCCAGCGAUUGACGGUUGUCCAGAAGGACGCCGAAUGUCCGAGCAGCCCAAUUUGUGGAGCUGCUUCUUGA
This is a messenger RNA of Opisthorchis viverrini, 300 nucleotides long. RefSeq lists its product as hypothetical. Bases 1 to 300 code for a protein of 99 amino acids. The record is from RefSeq and is a predicted model, not a curated record. NCBI's taxonomy places the organism in Eukaryota, Metazoa, Platyhelminthes, Trematoda, Opisthorchiida, Opisthorchiidae. The transcript has 3 exons.